UAAAAAAUCAUUUCAACCUUCCCAACCUUGCCGUCGAUCUUCCAUGCACCUGCUGCUGAUUGCUCUCGCCCUGCUUUCAACUGCCGGUGCUGAGUAUGUCCACUAUCCUUCAAAUGGAUGCACUCGUCACAACGUGAUGAACGGGUUCCAGCUCAAAUUUGAAGGACCGCAAGGGAUCUUUAAGAACGAUCAUGGUGUUGUCUCAAUCAGCUUCUUCUGCAAUCCACCAGACGGACUCACCAAUGACGCCAUUUCCAACAAGCUUGUUGUUAAGCCGGAGCUCCCAUUUGGCCACUGGAGAGAGAUUCAAUGGUGCCCGAAUGGAACUGUUAUCAUCGGAAUACAAACCAAAUCUGACCGUGGUAGAAUUGACAAAGCUGGUAUCACCAACUUUGCUGCCAAGUGCGGACGUCCGGAAGUCAGAACUGGAACUGAGACCUGGGCUUGGGAGAAUCUCGAUACUUUUGGCGGUUGGGACAAGGAAAUCAAUUGUCCGGUUGGAGAGGCAAUGUAUAGAUUUAGAGCGAAUAUUGCCAGAGGUCGAGGGCUUUUUAAAUUUACUCACUUCAGCUGCAAUAAGGUUGAAUGACUGUUAAAUCAAAAAAAAACAAUUUCAAAUAAAGAUGUUUC
Messenger RNA from Caenorhabditis elegans, 630 nucleotides. RefSeq names its product But2 domain-containing protein (gene T02H6.7). NCBI's taxonomy places the organism in Eukaryota, Metazoa, Nematoda, Chromadorea, Rhabditida, Rhabditidae. Bases 44 to 589 code for a protein of 181 amino acids. The transcript is spliced from 3 exons. The record is from RefSeq and is marked reviewed.